AUGGAAGAGACAUUUGUUCCAUUCCGCGGAAUUAAAAACGAUCUUCAGAAGAGACUGAAAUGUUACAAGCAUGACUGGAUUGGUGGUCUCAGUGCAGGUUUCAGGAUACUAGCCCCUACCACAUAUAUAUUUUUCGCAUCAGCGAUUCCAGUUAUUUCAUUCGGAGAACAAUUGGAAAGAGAUACAGAUGGGAUACUCACUUCUGUGCAAACAUUAGCAUCAACUGCAAUGUGUGGAGUUAUUCACUCUAUCAUUGGAGGCCAGCCUUUGCUAAUUCUUGGAGUAGCGGAACCAACUAUAAUUAUGUAUACAUUCAUGUUCAAAUUCGCCAAAAAUAGGCCGGAUUUGGGUUCGAAGCUCUUCCUAGCCUGGACUGGAUGGGUAUGCAUGUGGACAGCCGUCUUAUUGUUUCUAUUGGCUAUCUUAGGGGCUUGUUCCAUCAUCAACAGGUUCACUCGGGUCGCUGGUGAACUUUUUGGCCUUCUUAUCGCAAUGCUCUUCAUGCAAGAGGCUAUUAAAGGACUAAUUCAUGAGUUUCGUAUACCCGAGAGAGAAAACCCGGCAUCAAUGGAAUUUCAAUCUUCAUGGAGAUUUGGAAACGGCAUGUUUGCUUUGAUUCUGUCCUUUGGAUUUUUGCUUACAGCAUUGAGAAGCCGGAAAGCAAGGUCUUGGCGAUAUGGAUCAGGAUGUUUACGGGGUCUCGUAGCAGAUUACGGUGUCGCGUUGAUGGUUCUGUUAUGGACUGGUGUUUCUUAUAUACCAUCUGGAAAUAUUCCAACAGGAAUCCCUAGGAGACUCUUGAGUCCAAAUCCAUGGUCCCAUGGUGCAUAUGAAAACUGGACUGUGAUAAAGGAAAUGCUGAAUGUGCCAGUUCUCUAUAUUAUUGGAGCAUUUAUUCCAGCAACAAUGAUUGCUGUGCUUUACUAUUUUGACCAUAGUAUAGCAUCUCAGCUUUCUCAGCAGAAAGAGUUCAAUUUAAGAAAGCCACCUUCAUUCCAUUAUGAUUUACUUCUUUUGGGAUUUAUGGUUAUAUUAUGUGGUCUAAUUGGGAUUCCCCCAUCAAAUGGUGUUAUUCCACAAUCUCCAAUGCACACCAAAAGUUUAGCUACAUUGAAGCACCAGUUACUUAGAAGCCGACUUGUUGCAACAGCUCGAAGAUGUAUGAGAAAGCAAGAAAACUUAGCACAAGUAUAUGGAAGUAUGCAAAGUGCUUACUGGCAGAUGCAAACUCCCCUAGCUCACCAGGAACCUUCCUCAAUGGGAUUAAAAGAGUUGAAAGAAUCAACAAUUCAACUUGCAUCAAGCAUGAGAAGUAUAAAUAGUGCGGUCGAUGAGUCAAUAUUUGAUGUUGAGAAAGAAAUUGAUGAUUUAUUGCCAAUUGAGGUUAAAGAACAACGAGUAAGCAACUUGCUUCAAUCUCUAAUGGUAGGAGGAUGUGUAGCAGCUAUGCCUUUCCUGAAAAUGAUUCCAACUUCUGUACUGUGGGGAUAUUUCGCUUUCAUGGCCGUUGAAAACUUACCUGGCAACCAGUUCUGGGAGCGAAUGUUAUUCAUUUUCACUGCUUCGAGCAAAAGAUACAAAGUUCUGGAGGAAAGCCAUGCGACUUACGCAGAAACUGUACCUUUCAAGAUAAUUGCAGCAUUUACAUUGUUCCAGACUGUAUACUUGCUUGUUUGUUAUGGUAUCACUUGGAUUCCAAUCGCCGGUGUUCUUUUCCCAUUGAUGAUAAUGCUCCUCGUUCCUGUAAGACAGUACAUUCUGCCCAAGUUCUUCAAAGGGGCACACCUUCAAGAUUUAGAUGCUGCAGAAUAUGAAGAAGCUCCAGCAUUACCAUUCAACAUAUCUGCUGAUGGAGAGUUGAGCAGAACAGAUUCCUUUGCACAUGAAGGAGAGAUUCUGGAUGGGAUUAUCACUAGAAGCCGUGGAGAGGUUAAACGAAUUUGCAGUCCAAAUGUGAUGAACUCCAUUGUAAUACCGUCCAAAGAGUUUACAAGUAUUUCAAAGUCCAUACUUCCAAGAUAA
Messenger RNA from Lathyrus sativus (Indian pea), 2022 nucleotides. The record is from the annotation of a GenBank genome assembly. NCBI's taxonomy places the organism in Eukaryota, Viridiplantae, Streptophyta, Magnoliopsida, Fabales, Fabaceae.